Messenger RNA from Pseudo-nitzschia multistriata, 1763 nucleotides. Lineage: Eukaryota; Bacillariophyta; Bacillariophyceae; Bacillariales; Bacillariaceae. The record is from the annotation of a GenBank genome assembly.
CACCUAUCGCAGCACUACCACUCCCGAUCGAAAAAGAAUCACAACAGAACCAAAACCAUGGGAAAACGAGUGAGAGGAGCCAAGCUCCGUUCCAAGAAGAGGGGAACCCAGUUCGAGAAAGAAAUAGUCGAGACGCAGGCCGUUGCCGCCGAGGAGGGAGCCGUGGCUGAAAAGGCCGACGAGGAGCUCUUUGUGCUCGAUACCACGGCGGUGGUGCCAUCUAAGAAACAGAUCGCCGCCAAAAAGAAGCAGCAGCGCAAGCAAUCCGUCUCCGCCAAGGAACAACGGCAGAUCCAGAGGCUGGUCGACAACCACUCGGCGAAGGAGCUCGAGGCCCUGGCCAAGACGACGAGCAUCACCGCCAAACGGGCACCCAAGCGCAUCAAGGCACGGCAGACCCGGCCCACCUUUGACAUGUGGGCGGACGAGGACGACAGCGGCGGCAACUCGUCGGCGCUGGUGAAAUCGAAAUCGAAAGCGAGCGAGAGCGCAAAACCAAAAACAGCCGUAGCGGUGUCKUCCGGGCCCCACGGCAUCGUGCCAUCGAACCACGUCAAGAUAGGUACCACAAAGGCAAUGCCGGCGCCGCUUCCCAAAAACAAGGACAGGGCCCCCGUGAUGGUUGAUCUCGCGGGGUCGGGACAAUCCUACAAUCCGGACCAGAAAGACCACAAGAACGCCAUUCAGAAGGCGCUCCUGGUCGAGACGAAGCGAAAGGUCGCCGAAAAGAAUGCCAAGGAGUCGGCCAGCCAGGGGAUGAGACCCGAAACGAGGGCCCUGCUSCUGGGUGAUUCCGAYUCGGAAGACGAGUCGGAUUYGGACAGCGACGAGGAGGCCGAACCAACGACGGAAGCCAUUGCGAAAAAGAGGCCCGAGAAGAUGACGCGGGCCCAGCGCAACAAGCAAAAACGCAUCCGCGCCGAGCAGUACGAAAUCAAGCAGAGGAAAAAGCAAAAGCAGUUUGCGCACGAGCUACGCGGCGUCAAAUCGGUCAACAGGACCCUCAASAAGGAAGAAGCCGAGCGCAAGAAAACCAAGGAAAAAAUCGAGCAGCUYAAGCUCGACACGGAGCGUUCCAAGGGGAAAGACCUGUACACGCAGCUGGCGGAGGAGAAUCCUCGCUACGCGCCGACAUAUCCGGUGGCCCUUCCGGGGGAGCUCCGUUCCGGGGCCUCCCUCCGAACGAUCAAGCCCAAGGGGAGCCUCGUGACGGAUCGUAUGGUGAGUCUGAUGGAUCGCGGCAUGACUGCCAAGAAACAACUAAAACUCAAGAACCGUGUGCAGGGAAAACGGCGAAAGAUCAAGGUUCGAGGGAAGAACUACCGGGCAACACAAGAAGGAGACAUUCUGGGUUGACGCAACGAACGAAACACGAGCUUGACGAACAUUUUCAAUGCAAUGCCACAGCCUCGGAGGAGAGUUGCUGCACUAUGAUUAUUCGAAUCAUAGACGAUAGACGAUAAUUACUACAACAUACCAUACUUGUGCGUUUCUAGUUUUUGCAAUGAAUUUAACUAGAGCUGCGCAUCUCAGCCCGAAUGCAUUCACAUUCCACACCAUGCGAUAUGAGCAAUAUGUGCUGCCGGGAAAUUUAUCUGAACAAAAUCAAACGAACGAACGAUUGACAAGACUGGAUUAGACUAGACUAGAAACGAAAUCCACGGGAGUUUUCUCCUUGGAAACACUUUAGAAGCACACAUGCGCCUUCAGGGUGGGCUGAUGAGGUCAAUCGUUCGCAACAAGAAUAAAGAUACUGAUUAUAA